This is a messenger RNA of Drosophila erecta, 613 nucleotides long. RefSeq names its product endocuticle structural protein SgAbd-6 (gene Cpr47Ec). The transcript has 2 exons. Bases 124 to 513 code for a protein of 129 amino acids. Gene Ontology annotation, molecular function: structural constituent of chitin-based larval cuticle. NCBI's taxonomy places the organism in Eukaryota, Metazoa, Arthropoda, Insecta, Diptera, Drosophilidae. Gene Ontology annotation, cellular component: chitin-based extracellular matrix. The record is from RefSeq and is a predicted model, not a curated record.
GCUGGAUGCGGUCGAAAUACUGAUGGAGGAGUGUGUGGCUAUAAAAGCCAACUGGCCGAUCCACUUUGUGAUCACACGCGCUUUAACUCUCGCUUUCUACGCUCCCAAAAAAACGCAACCAAAAUGUGCAAGAUUCUUCCUCUCUUCGUCCUGGCUGUGCUGGUGGCCUGUGGCCACGCCCUGCCCGUGGAGCCCGAACGCGAGCCCGUGGCCAUCCUGAAGUCCGAGAUCAUCAAGAAAGUGGAUGGUGGCUAUAACACCGUAUACGAGGCAGCAGAUGGAACAUCCCGCAACGAGGAGGCUGUGGUGGUGGACAAGGGCACCGACGAGGAGGCUCUGGAGGUGAAGGGAUCCUACAAGUACAUCAACGACGAGGGCCAGGAGGUGGAGGUGUUCUAUACGGCGGGAAAGAACGGAUUUGUGCCCUACGGCAGCAUCAUCAAUCCGGAAAUCACGGCCGUUGCUGAGGCAGCCAAGGAUCUGCCCAAGCCGGAGAAGGUGGAGAAGCCUUAAGCAGCGUUCCUGACAUAGAUCUCGUAGAAGUUAAUAAGAUAAUGAUAAGUCCCAAGUCUUGUCGCUGGGCAAACUAAAAUAAAAACCAACACGACUGCGA